GCCCAAAGUCAACAAGUCAACAAGUCAACAACAGGCCGAUUAUCGUCCCUACAAGUGCUCCUUGAACCCAAUUGAGCAGUCGCCCUGCAAUGCUCGUUCUCUCGACAGCAAAAGCGAAAUGCGGCGACUCAAUCGCUACCGACACCUAAGGUGCUUUUACUGCGGGCGCAAGACGUCAAAACGCUACGACGGCAGAACCCGCCAAUUCGACUGUCCGAGCUGCGACGCUACCAACUAUCUAGACGAGGACGGCGAAAUCGCCGACCCGCCCGUGGCAACAGACCAAGAGGGCAUACCCGCAAGACAUUUCUACGCCCCGGUACCGCGCGCCUCAUCCCCUCCGUCUGGCGAUUCAUCCGACAGCAACUCCAUAUUCUGCGAAACAUGUCUCAAGAACCAGCACAUGCUGAGCGCAUCCCUCGCGCAGUACCUACCCGACCCGGACGACCCAGAGUACGCCGAGCGAGAAGCGGGGCUGGCGCAGUUCCGCAAGAACCAGGAGCGCCUCUACCCGCAGAUCUGCGCCGACUGCGAGCCGAAAGUGCGCCGGCGCCUCGAGCAGGCCGCGUACACGGCUAAAACGGAUGUGCUGCGCCGCAUGAUUGACCGGAGUGCGAGCGCGAGAAAGAGCGUCGGGUCGCAAAGGUGGCUGAGACUCCUCCAUUCGACGGGCAGGAGGCUCUGGAUCGGCGGCUUCGUGCUGCAGUUUCUGUGGCACGCUGUCAUUGUGCACGCGCUGGUUUCGGCGUGGUUCGAGUGGGCGGGCGCUGACGACGCCUGGACUACUUACCAACUCUCGAGGAUGUGUGCGCCGCUCAUCGGCAUGCUUCCGUCCGAGGAGCGACUGCUCCGAUGGAGUACGCUUUCUAGUGUUCUCGGGGCUUGGUGGAAUCCGCAGUUUGCCCAGGUAUUUAAGGGCACCAGGCAUAUUGGCGGGCUAUCCGUAUGGUACGCCCUCCAAGCCGUCACCGUCGUCGCCCGUCUCUGCCUGCAAUGGGCGUCUAGUCUCACAACGCCGGAUCCCCUUCUGCUUAAGGAGCAGACCGCCGGCCACACCAUAGCCGCGGGCGUUACACUUCUCAUCUUAAUCCUCGCUCCCUACUCCAUUUCAACCAACCUCAUCCCUCUCUUCAACCCCUCCUCUCAACCACUCACCCACCUCACUCCCACCUCACAAACCACCCCUUCCCGCAGUGAAUCCCGCCCAGACGAAGCCAAAUCCCUCUCCGAACUCCUCGACGAGAUCCACCACUCCCCCCUCCCCUCCGCAACCCCCCCAAGCCCGAUCUCCACCGUCCCCCACUCCCCAACCCUCUCCCACAGCUCCCUAUCCUCCUCCCCGGACGACUCCCACUCCCCCAACUCACAACCCACAAUGAUGGGCCACGUCCACCGCCUCGCCUCCCAAACCUUCACCUCCUCUCUCCAACACCUCAACUCGCUACACCUCUCCAGCCCCCGCCUCCGGCCCGGCACAGUCGGCGACGAAAUGGACUGGUCCCCGACCCCGGAGGCCACAACCACCCCUGCGCCGGGGAGCAACGUGCGAGGGUUUACCGCCGCAGAGUUGGGUGCGAGAUCAAAAUACCGCGCGUUUAAUACGAUAGGGCAGAGAGAGGCGGAACGGUUUGGGGCUGCGCCUGUUAGUGCUGAUCAGGGAAAAAAUGGGGGUGGUGGGAGGCCGUUUUGGUACCGGGUUCCUCCGGCGCCGACCACGCCGGCGCAGAGGCUGUAUAAUCCGCCGAAUCGGCCGGGGACGUUGAGGAGUAGUCCCCUUGCUGUUGCUGGAAAUAGUGGGGGGGCUGGGCAGGUUAGGUUUCGUGGGGCGGAGGGGACGAUGGUGGUUAGGGAGGGGGGAGGGAGUCAGGUGGAGUUUGCGGGGCCAAGGCUCUUUGCCGAACAGGUUGUGAAGCCGAUUUUGAAAUCGAGUGGGGGUGGGGGGAGGGAUGAUCCGAGGGAUGGGUUGUUGGGGAUGCUUGAUGAGGGGCUUAGCUUUGAUGAGGAUAGGCAAGAUUUGGUGGAGGCAAAGGGGAGGGAGGGCGGGUGGCUUACGAGGUUGGUACGUGGCUGA
Messenger RNA from Canariomyces notabilis, 2071 nucleotides. RefSeq lists its product as uncharacterized. The record is from RefSeq and is a predicted model, not a curated record. The transcript has 3 exons. Gene Ontology annotation, cellular component: mitotic spindle pole body; nuclear inner membrane; microtubule organizing center attachment site. Lineage: Eukaryota; Fungi; Ascomycota; Sordariomycetes; Sordariales; Chaetomiaceae. Gene Ontology annotation, biological process: nuclear inner membrane organization. The coding region runs from base 119 to 2071 and encodes 650 amino acids.